Molecule: messenger RNA, 2349 nt
Organism: Sesamum indicum (sesame)
Lineage: Eukaryota; Viridiplantae; Streptophyta; Magnoliopsida; Lamiales; Pedaliaceae
Product: Pentatricopeptide repeat (PPR-like) superfamily protein
Molecular function (GO): protein binding
Source: RefSeq, a predicted model, not a curated record
GAAACCAUGGGCGGUCGUGGUCGCGGUCGACUACUGGGAGAGGUGGUGGACAAUUGGGGUUGGAAAGGAGUUGUGAAAGAGUAGUUCGACAGUAAGCUUUCUUUAUUUCAUAUAUCAUUUAUCAGCUUUCUUGCCGACUACAUAAGUAUCCGAAAUUGUAAUUUUUUGGUCGACCAUGGAGUUAAUGGUUCCCACCAAGCAAGCCCAUCUAAAUUUUUGCUCAUUUCACUAUGAUAUACCUGAGCAAACCUCUACUUAUACUAAAGAUAGAAUUUUUCACUGUUCUAAGUUGUUCUCUGCUAUUAUACCGGGUUUGAAGAAGCGAGGGUGUAGGAAACAAAGGGGCUCUGGCGUUAAGGUAUUAGCUGUUUCAGUUGUUGAAACUUUUGGCACUAAUGGUAGGUUAAGGUUGUCAAAUGUCGAGAGAAGCCCACAUGGCAAAGCACAAGGGCAAGUGCAAGGGAAUUCAUCUCAUAGUUUUCAGGAAUUUGAGAGUAAUAACUACCUCCGCCGGUUGGUGAGGAAUGGGGAGCUGGAGGAAGGGUUUAAGCAUCUUGAAAACAUGGUUUGUCGGGGUGACAUUCCUGAUAUUAUCCCAUGUACAAGUUUGAUUCGUGGGUUUUGUAGAAUUGGGAAGACUAAGAAGGCUACGAGGGUUAUGGAAAUUCUUGAGGACUCCGGAGCUGUUCCUGAUGUUAUAACUUAUAAUGUGUUGAUUAGUGGGUAUUGUAAGUCGGGGGAGAUACAUAAUGCAUUGAAGGUCCUGGACCGGAUGAGUGUUGCUCCUGAUGUUGUCACAUAUAAUACAAUUCUCCGUACUCUGUGUGAUAGUGGGAAAUUGAAACAAGCCAUGGAUGUUCUUAAUCAGCAGCUGCAAAAGGAGUGCUACCCGGAUGUGAUAACUUACACGAUUUUGAUUGAAGCCACAUGCAAGGAAAGUGGGGUGGGGCAGGCUAUGAAACUCUUGGAUGAAAUGAGGAGCAAAGGAUGUAAGCCAGAUGUUGUUACUUAUAAUGUCCUUAUAAAUGGGAUUUGCAAGGAAGGGAGGUUGGAUGAGGCAAUCAAGUUCUUGAAUAAUAUGCCAUCAUAUGGUUGCCAACCUAAUGUUAUCACACAUAAUAUUAUAUUGCGCAGUAUGUGCAGUACAGGCAGGUGGAUCGAUGCUGAGAAAAUGUUAGCUGAGAUGCUUAGGAAAGGCUGUUCUCCUAGCGUUGUUACGUUUAAUAUUUUGAUUAAUUUCUUAUGUAGGAAAGGACUACUGGGCCGAGCAAUUGAUAUUUUGGAGAAGAUGCCUAAACAUGGUUGCACCCCAAAUUCCUUGAGCUAUAAUCCGUUACUUCAUGGUUUCUGUAAAGAAAAGAAGAUGGAUAGGGCUAUUGAGUAUCUAGAGAUAAUGGUUUCCCGGGGGUGUUAUCCUGAUAUUGUGACGUAUAAUACAUUGCUCACAGCUCUAUGCAAAGAUGGGAAGGUUGAUAUUGCAGUUGAAAUUCUUAAUCAGCUAAAUAGUAAAGGUUGUUCACCUGUUUUGAUUACCUACAAUACAGUGAUUGAUGGGCUUUCCAAAAUGGGAAAAACAGAACGAGCUAUGCAGUUGUUGGUUGAGAUGCGGGAAAGAGGUCUGAAACCUGAUAUCAUUACCUACUCUUCACUUGUGGGAGGACUUAGUAGAGAAGGAAAGGUCGAAGCAGCCAUCAAGUUCUUCAAAGAGUUGGAAGGUUCGGGGGUCAGGCCUAAUGCUAUCACCUACAACUCUAUCAUGUUAGGACUCUGCAAGGCUCGCCAAACAGAUCGUGCCAUUGAUUUCUUGGUCUAUAUGGUAUCAAAAGGAUGCAAGCCUACUGAAUCAACUUACACUAUUCUCAUUGAAGGUCUAGCUUAUGAAGGCUUCACAAAAGAGGCUUUAGAGUUGUUGAAUGAGCUUUGCUCUCGAGGAGUUGUGAAGAAAAGUUCUGCGGAUCAGGUGGCGGUCAAAUUUUAGCUUGAAUUCAUGUUGUCCAUUUUGGCCAGACUCUGAUAUCUAAUGAACAUUUUGGUCUGGUUCAUUAGUCUUUGGGCACUAAAUUAUCCAAGUAUCUCAGCACAUCAAACCCUUGGGCCCCAGGCUAUCUUCCAUUAUUUACCUGGGUUCCUUCAAGUGGUCUACGAACAACGUAGAAAACCCUAAAUUUUGCAGUUAUACACAAAAUAUGAUGUGCAAAGUUCUUUGCUGAAUGUUCAAUGCAACAUCUCUGAACGCUAUAACGAUGCAACUAGUUCUUUUUCUUUUCCUUUCAUGCAUGCAGCAUUAUGUCAUGUAUCAAUCAGUAAGUAUUUUACAACUAGAUACAUUCUUCCGAAUUAUUUAAAUCU